AUGGGUCCACCAAUGAUUUGGUAUGAUGGGCAUUUGAUUCCGUGGGAAGUAGAUGAUUGUGGAGCGUACAAAGUCUCUUUUGUAAGACUUGCUGGGUGGAGUGGAGUUUCACACAUAACACAACCAUCAUCAUGCUUCCGUUUAAAAGUAGUGAAAGCAAAGAGACCCAGCCAUGUCACACCUCCACUACUAAGGUCACUGGGAGUCUCAAGAUUGAACAGAAGGGAGAAAAUUAAGGAAAGGAUUUUAUGGCAGGUCCCACUGAAGGAGGGAUUGAGAGGUGGAUAUAUUAUCCACCACGAAUGUAGGUCAAGCAUUUUGCACCAGAACAAGAAGGAUUUUUUAGGGGACCAGCAGAAAGAAAGGCGACCUAUACCAUUUAAUUCAAGACAAAAACUUAACACAACAUACGGAAAAAACUUCAAAGCGAUAAAUCUUUUAGGUGCAAAAAAUAUAUACGAAUACGACCAACUGCACUGUAUGGACUGUCUCAUCGUCGAGAGAAAGGAAUUGGCUUCCAAGUCUCUUGAGAAGGCCUUGCAUGAUAUGAGUACGGAAUGUGCUGAAGCAAAGGUUUCAGCUGAGUGA
Sphenostylis stenocarpa is the source of this 588-nucleotide messenger RNA. The record is from the annotation of a GenBank genome assembly. Lineage: Eukaryota; Viridiplantae; Streptophyta; Magnoliopsida; Fabales; Fabaceae.